This is a messenger RNA of Conger conger (European conger), 537 nucleotides long. It is a transcript of the gene apoc1, whose product is annotated as apolipoprotein C-I. The coding region runs from base 106 to 372 and encodes 88 amino acids. Lineage: Eukaryota; Metazoa; Chordata; Actinopteri; Anguilliformes; Congridae. Gene Ontology annotation, cellular component: extracellular region; very-low-density lipoprotein particle; high-density lipoprotein particle. Gene Ontology annotation, biological process: negative regulation of lipoprotein lipase activity; negative regulation of very-low-density lipoprotein particle clearance; very-low-density lipoprotein particle clearance. The record is from RefSeq and is a predicted model, not a curated record. Gene Ontology annotation, molecular function: fatty acid binding; phospholipase inhibitor activity. The transcript is spliced from 4 exons.
CGUUUUUGGAAAGGGGUAUAAAGAGGGACGCUACCGAGAGCCGAUACACAGAGAAAGUGAAAUACUUUUACCUCUGCACGGCAGGAAAAAGAUCACAAAGCGAAGAUGAAACUUCCUAUUGCUAUCGCAGUGUUGGUUUUGGUGCUGGCGGCCAACACAGAGGCCCAGGACGCUGUGGAACCAACGCUGGAAGAGCGCUUCACAAAAUUCGGAGAACAGAUGCAAACACUGGCCGACACCAUCAAAACAAAGACCAUGGCGACCGUCGGAGAUAUUCACGAUAGUCAAUUUGCUACUGAUACCAGGAAAUGGUUCACUGAGGCAUUUGGCACCAUGAAGGACAAGCUGGAAGACGUCUUUAAGCAGCAGUAAUAAGCCACAGCCCUGAUGUGCUACGCCUGUCCUCCAUUUGCUUGUUCCAUCAUCUUCCUUUCUCUGUUAUACUCUUUUGUUGAUCUUCCUGCCGUUGCUGAAGGUUCCUGGUGAAAAAAGCCAACUCAAUUUAAGCAAUAAAAGUCAAUCUGUAACAAGAAACAA